ACACAUACACAAUGAACUCCGUGGCCAGCCAAUUCACGUUCAAGAACACCAAACAGGACUUCCAGGACGCUCAGCAGUCGCUUUCCGGCUUCCAGCAGUUGAACCUCGCGCCCUCGCUCGCGUUGCCGCCCAUCUCGCAGCCGACAGACUUCUUAAGAGCGCACACCGACGAUUCGGUGAACCCGGACUGUAAGAUCAAGAUUGCGCACGGGACCACCACGUUGGCAUUUAGAUUCAAGGAGGGGAUUGUGGUUGCAGUCGAUUCUAGAGCCACUGCCGGGAACUGGAUCGCAUCGCAGACCGUCAAGAAGGUGAUUGAGAUCAACCCGUUCCUCUUAGGGACUAUGGCCGGUGGUGCCGCUGACUGUCAGUACUGGGAAACCUGGUUGGGAACCCAGUGCCGCUUGCACGAGUUGCGGGAGAAGGAGAGAAUCAGUGUCGCCGCCGCGAGUAAGAUCUUGUCUAACUUGGUCUACCUGUACAAGGGAAUGGGGUUAUCGAUGGGUACUAUGGUCUGUGGGUACACCAAGAAGGAGGGGCCUACCAUCUACUAUGUUGACUCCGACGGGACCAGAUUGAAGGGCGAUCUCUUCUGCGUGGGUUCGGGCCAGACCUUUGCUUACGGUGUGUUAGACGCCAGCUACCACUGGGACUUGUCCGUAGACGAGGCUUUGGAGUUGGGGAAGAGAAGCAUCUUGGCUGCUACCCACAGAGACGCGUACUCUGGUGGGUCUAUUAACUUGUUCCAUGUGACCGAGCAAGGCUGGGUCUUCCACGGCAACUACGAUGUUGGGCCAUUGUUCUGGGAGACGAAGGCGCAGGAGGGGUCGUUUAACAAUGUGGAGGGUUAGUGCAAGGGUGAGUGUAUAGCUCGAGCUUGGGCAAUGUCAGACCAAACGCUGAGGGUGGAUGCGUAGCACGGACGAAAGGCAUGUAGAUGUCGGGUUAAAGAAGUGAACUAUUUAGACUAUCUAUAGCAAUG
Molecule: messenger RNA, 982 nt
Organism: Babjeviella inositovora NRRL Y-12698
Lineage: Eukaryota; Fungi; Ascomycota; Pichiomycetes; Serinales
Gene: PRE2
Product: proteasome core particle subunit beta 5
Exons: 1
Coding region: 12-851 (279 amino acids)
Cellular component (GO): proteasome core complex
Molecular function (GO): threonine-type endopeptidase activity
Source: RefSeq, a predicted model, not a curated record